Molecule: messenger RNA, 2720 nt
Organism: Trifolium pratense (red clover)
Lineage: Eukaryota; Viridiplantae; Streptophyta; Magnoliopsida; Fabales; Fabaceae
Exons: 6
Coding region: 904-2340 (478 amino acids)
Biological process (GO): phosphorelay signal transduction system; cytokinin-activated signaling pathway
Source: RefSeq, a predicted model, not a curated record
AAAAAAACAUAGUAACCGAAUGAUAGAUAAAAAUACACAAUCUCUCACACCCUUCCAGUCUUGAAAGAUCAACAAUCAUUCAAUCAACCGAUUCACUGACACGUGUGUUGCAUUUGAAAGAUCAAACUGAUUCACGAGCUCGGAUCCUUUCCAGUAAACUUUUCACUGGAUGAGGUCCAGUGUCCAUCUAUACCAUUCAUUUAUUUAUUUAUUUAAGUUUAAAGCUACAGUAAAAGAAAAUGGAUGGUUGGGAUUUCGCUGCCACAUAAUGUGAUUGGAGAGGAUCCUCUCUCACUGAUUCACUAUUAGGUUUUUACAAGUAUGAUAGCUCUACAUAAUUUAUAAACCUUAGCGGCCUCGAGCUUUAAUUUUCAUAUUGCUCCUGUCUUCAUACUUUAAUUCACCAGAUGAUUGUUAAUUAAAAAACUUAACCAUAAUAUUGGGUGAGGGCUAAAUGAAUAGAAGGAUUGAAGUGUAAAUAAAAUAUAAAUCCACCAUUAAUUUUAUUUGGCGAUUGGAUUAAACUCAAGAUCAAAAUCUAGAGCUAAGUAUGUUAGAUUCUACAAAGAAAACUAUUCUGCAGCCUGUAGGUGCACGGUCUUAUCACGCAGAGUCGGAUUCAACUUCGGCAUGUAUUUUUGUACUCAGCAUCCUGCCUCUAUAUAUGAAUUUAUAAGAGAUUUUGGAUCCAACUAUGGUGCGGUCGCUGCCAACAAUGGAUGGAGAUUUGAAAUGGGAGGGAUGUUUGAUUUGAUACUUGAAAGAUGAAGUAGACAUACUCUAAAAAGUGACUGCAAUCAAUUUAAUCCGAUGCUGCAAGGUGUUGGCUAACAUAUUGAUUGAUCAUUGGAUUGCCUAAAAGCUCUCACUCAUGUUAAAGAUUUAUUCGAAUGAGGUAGGUAUAUGGGCCUGUUUGUUUUGGUUUUUUUUCAAAAUGAUUUUUGUCGUAUUGUUCAAGUUCUUAAAAAACUAAAUAAGGGUGUUGACAGUAUCGGAAUAUCUAUGUUAAUUUCUUUCCUUGUAUUAGCCAUCAAAAGUAAGCAUUUUUUUUUAUAUCUUAGCAAAUUAAGAAAAGUGAAGUUUAAAAUAAAAGGGCAAAGUCACAAACCCUACGCAGCUACGCCUUCAGUUGUUCAGCCGUUUCUCUUAAACUCGGGUUCACUUCUUUGUAUUAUACUCUCUUUUAUCAUGGAGUCUGACGAGCCCCAGUCGGCGGAACUGAGUAAGUACACUGGUCCAGUAGCUGGUGUCAAGCUGUUAAUUGUGGAUGCUGACUUAGCACGCCGAGCAUUUAUAUCAAAAUUUCUUCUUUCACUUGGAUAUGAGAUUUUGACUGCUACACUAGCUUCUGACGCAUUAUCCAUUAUUGGGGAGAAGUGGAAUGAGAUUAACAUUGUGCUUGUGGAUGUUCAGUUGCCAGAUAUGGAAAUAUAUGAUCUCAUACAAAAAAUGAAAGAAAACACUAAUAUCCCAUUCCCAUCUUUCAUUAGGAAUGCUUAUGAUAAGAGCCUCAUAUCAAAAGCUUUAGGUACUGGAGCUAUGUUAUGUUUAAGAACUGCGGGUGAUCUACAGCAGCUUAUGGAUGUGGAAGGACUUCCAAAAGAGACUGUUUCAAACUAUUUACAGAAAUAUCGUCAAUCUAUGAAUCUACGUGCAAGUCCAGUGGCACAGCAUUUGAAUGGGUAUGUGUCUAUUACUAAGAAAAGUCGAGGAAAACACCCUCUAUCCUUAAAGAAAAAAGGUGCGACCAACAAUCCAGCUUUCAAUCGGAAGGAUCUCAAUAAACCUUUACGUGCACCUGUUCUUGGUACUUCAGCACGAUUUCUUACCCUGGAAAGCUCAAGUUCGCAGGAGUCACCUUUCAGCCAAAAUCAACUGUCACCGCCAUGGAAACAGGAAGUUGUCGAGCACUCCACAUCCGGCCUUGGUAGGUUUUUAAAUUGUGUUAAUGGUGACGCAUCUGAAAAAAUCAGGCAGGUUAUAAAUACUGCUGAUGGAAAAGUUUCUAAUGCCGGACAACAAUUGAAUUUUUCAACACUGAUGGCCUUUAACAUGUCCAAUCAAUUUUGGCCAGCACUUCCUAUUGCUCUACUACCACCCGAGGAAAAUGAAAAGAUUGAUGAGAUUUUUUAUACAAAAGAAAGUCAGAUUUUUACUGAUGAGGAUUUGAAUAUGUGGUUGUCGACAAUUCCAGGUAUGAAUAUGCCAGUAAUAUAUUUAUGUGUGUGCACGGGCCGCAAGCACAAGUGCGUGUACAUUUUCUUCUUGUUCCUAUUAUUAUUAUUUACGGCUAUUCUCCUUUUUGUUGUUAUUUUUACUAUUAUAGUUAAAAAGUUCUAAUGAGGCCACUUUGAUUUGGCAGACAAUGUGAAUCGUGAUGCUAUUGCUUGAAGCUAUUAUGUUAAUCUGACAAUUGAGCUAUUUCAAGUGACAAAGCAACUGAAUGUGGCUUUGUUCGUUAAUUUGCUUCGCGUAAUGCAAAAAUUAUGGCAGUAUGUUGCAUCCUUCAUUGUGCUAAGUCAAAGAUUCUUGCAACAUAAGAUAUACUAGGUUUUAGCUUUAGACUCUAGAGCAUGUUAGUAUCUUGUUUGGUGCUAUUUCUAAAUUUUUGUCUCAUAAAAUUUGAUUGAUUUCCUUAUUUUGGGAUUUUUGAAAUGAUUUGAAAAAUGGAAUGUAGGCUGUAGCAAUAUAUUUUGUUCUAUUCAAAUUUAAGCUGAGUG